Molecule: messenger RNA, 3300 nt
Organism: Pocillopora verrucosa
Lineage: Eukaryota; Metazoa; Cnidaria; Anthozoa; Scleractinia; Pocilloporidae
Source: RefSeq, a predicted model, not a curated record
AUGGAAAAGGUUUUAGAAUAUUUGGAGCCAAAAACUUUCCACAGAGUUCAUUAUGUGGCAGUGUGUUUUUGGAUCCUGAUCAGCGUUAUCUUCUUCGCCGUAUUCCUCGACAUGGAAAUCAACGAGUCUAGGUUGGAUUUCCGCUGUGACGGAGCGAAGAGUAAAACCGUCGACAUCGUCCGUGGAAAAUGUUACGAGAAAUAUAUGAAGCAGUUCAACAAAUUCGGUUUUCCGGUCUAUGGCUUCGUAAUCCUCAAUUUACUCCUUAUCGCAUUUGUAUGUGCUAUUUACUCCCAAAUAGUAAGACCCAAAGUCGAUCAACUGCUCGACCAAGAUACUGCGUCAUCAACUGGAAACAAGCUUUUCAUCGCUUACUGCUCUCAACUAUCAAUAAGAAUUGUUUUAGGAGUUAUUUUCAUCAUUCUACAAACUCAGUUGCUCUACCCUUUAAAUUUUUCCUCUCAGUUUAACUGUUAUUUAACCGAUGGAACCACUCAGCCAAGCAAUUCAUCUGACAACGCCCAAAACUCUACUUUACUCGACUGUCACAAUCAACGAGCUGUAAAGAAAACCUUCUGGAUGUACGCUGUCCUUGUGGUGAAUGGAAUUAUUGUUGUUGGGAUUCUGGUUGAAACCGUCUACCUUUUUUCACGGGCAUGCAUUGAGAGGAGUUUCAUGGAAGACUCAAAGUUUCUAAAAACCCAUCUAAGUCUCAACCAACACCUGGAUGGCACGAACGAAACUAUGCCACUCACUGAAAGAGACACUGAAGAACUCCGAGAACGAAAGUUUCAAGAAUUCAUCGAACGCACAAAGGAAAUAAUUGUUCAAGAGACCGAAGGACUUUUAGAACUCCAAUCACCUUUUGUAGGUAAUCCAGGCGACCACGAAACAGCUAAAAAUUUGACUCUCGAUCAGAUUUACACCAACCUGGUGGUAAUUCAGAACAGAGAAACGCAUGACUUUACUGAAAACCGAGAGGAGCAACUCAAAGUUUAUCCAAGGUCGCGCGACGAAAACUCACAACCGAAAAGCAUGCAAGACCUUCUGGAUGUUGAAAGUAAGAAAGUUUUAAUCGUCGGUCGACCCGGAAUCGGAAAGACACUAUGUUGUAUCAAACUUCUCAGAGACUGGGCAUUGAAUAAAGAUUUCAAAGCGACAUCAGGUGCCCAAGUCCAUUUUAAUGCUGCUUUCUUCGUAAAAUUCAGAAGAUUCAACUCGGCCAAAAACCUCAGCCUCAGGGAACUGUUGAUUCAGUCCGAGUAUUUCCCAACACGUUACAUGGAUGACGGGGUCUGGAAUCACCUCCUAAAGAACCCUGAAUAUGUUCUCAUAGUUUUUGACGGAUUCGACGAAUUCGAACAUAACGAAGAGAAAACCAAGGCGUCUACUUAUCCCAAAGGCAUUGAAGAUGAAAAGCCGCUCCAAAUUCUUUAUCAAUGGCUUGUGACCGGGAAACUUCUUAAAGAUGCUUCAAUUGUAACGACUACGAGACCUACAGCUUUGUCAGGCAUCGCACAUCUGAAGUUCGACAAAAGCUUUGAAAUCCUUGGCUUCUCAACCGAGCAAAUUAAAGAGUAUAUCGACAAAUUCGCCGGAGAUGACAAGCAAGCAGGCGAAACGUUAUGGCGACACAUCAACAGCAACAUGAACUUACUUUCGCUCUGUUAUAUCCCUGUGAACAGCUUCAUCAUGUGCUCAAGUCUGUCAGAAAUAAUGCGGUUCGAAAGUUCCGAUAGUGUUACCCUGCCUUCCAAAUUAACCACGAUAUACAAGAUUGCGGUUAAAGUGUUUUAUUUCAAACACACGAAAGAAUUCCGCGAUAAACAUUUCACCCGCGAAAACUAUCUGUCAGAUAAUUUGCCUUUGGCGGUGGAGGAGAAAUUCAAGAAACUAGGAAGAGUGGCGUUUGAAGGAAUCCAAGAAGGAAAACUGAUCCUUGGAGGAAUCGAAGUACAAGGAAUGGAAGGCAGCGCUCUUUUUCACCGCUUACCCGACCGUCGUGCCGCGUUAAAAGAUGAGAAGCAAUUCUGUUUCAUUCACCUAACAAUGCAAGAGUUUUUCGCUGCGAGGCACUUGGCGAGCGACUUGAGUGAAACAGAAUUAAGAAACUUUGUUUCCGAGAACAUCAAGAACGGCAAAUGGCAGCUAGUUUUUCAGUUUCUAGCAGGACUUAUGGAGGAUAAAGUUCACCUACCAAUUGAAAUUAUCACGGACCUUCUUCCUGUAAAAACCGAAGAAAGAGAAAGCGCAGACUACAACGAACAGUGGACAGAGAAUGAAGAGCAAAGGAAAGUAACCUGCUGGCCGACUGAAGACGAACGAGAAUUAGCAGUAACAUUAAUUAAAUGUUUAAACGAAAAUAGCAGAAUGAACUUAGAAGCACAGAGAAAACUUCAACAAAUGAACUUUAAUUGUGUAAAUUUUUUCGAUUGUCACCUCACAGCUGUUGAUUGCUCUUCGUUAGUAAAUGUAAUUAAUGUUCAACAAAUUUCACAUUUAGAUUUGAGAAACAAUAACAUUGAUCCAUUAGGUUGUCUUGAGAUUGGUAAACUGUUAAAAUGUAGUGAAUCUCAACUGAGCUGGUUAAACCUCACGUAUAAUCAGUUGUUAGAUGAAGGAGCAAAGUAUUUAGCUGAGGCCAUCAACGACAACAACUGUCAGCUACACACGUUAAACCUCACAAGAAAUAUCAUCUCAAAGAUUGGAGCACAGCACUUGGCUGAAGCCAUCAAAAACAACAACUGUCAGCUACACACGUUAAACCUCAGAGACAAUAACAUCUCAGACAUUGGAGCACAGCACUUGGCUGAAGCCAUCAACAACAACAACUGUCAGCUACGCACGUUAAACCUCUCAAACAAUAACAUCUCAGACAUUGGAGCGCAGCACUUGGCUGAAGCCAUCAACAACAACAACAACUGUCAGCUACGCACGUUAAACCUCACAUACAAUUACAUCUCAGACAUUGGAGCACAGCACUUGGCUGAAGCCAUCAACAACAACAACUGUCAGCUACACACGUUAAACCUCUCACUAAAUAACAUCUCAGACAUUGGAGCACAGCACUUGGCUGACGCCAUCAACAACAACAACUGUCAGCUACACACGUUAGACCUCUCACACAAUAACAUCUCAGACAUCGGAGCACAGCACUUGGCUGACGCCAUCAACAACAACAACUGUCAGCUACGCACGUUAAACCUCUUACGCAAUACAAACAUCACUCAAGCAGGUAAGCAAAAGGCACGUAAUUUACUAAGCAAUAGUCAGUCUAAAUGUGAGCUAAUAAUUCUUUAG